AUGUCUCCUGUCGGUGGCAGCAUGGCGCUUGCUGAGCAAGACCCCAACGGCGGCGGUCGCACGUCCAGAGCCUCCAAUGCGUCAGCUCUAAGCCGUGCAUCAGGAAAACCUCUAAAUGGAGCAUCUGGCUCUGACCAUCCUGUCUUCCCUAACGGUAUCUCGUCAAUGCUCCGUACCACCAUGGACAUGGGCGACGUCGGUCUCUUGAACGAUCCGCUCGGCAUUGCCAACUCGAACCGCCACCUGCAAAGGCACCGUGCAGCCAGCAGGAUGUCGGCAGCAUCUUCCAUGUCUGGUCACUCGAGUCGAGCCAGCAAGCAAUACCGUGCACAACCGUCGUCCUCAUCUGCACCGCGACACUCGGCAGGACUCAACACACCGCAAUACGUCACCGACAUGCUCUCGCCGAUGGCCAUGAGCAUGGCAGGAUCGUCGCCGUCGAAUCGCACAGACAACCGCAACCAAGAAUCGCAUCGCUCGCGGUCCAUGACAGAUCAGGUACAGCCACCUUACAACCUCGCCAGCAACAGGUCUCUUGCGAGCCUACGCCCUCAAGCGCUACAACCCCCUAGUCCAUACCACCCGAAUCUUCAUGGUGGUGUAUUUAGAUCGUAUACUCCGAACUACAGGUCUGCUUCACCAGCAUUGAGCGACAAUGCCGGGCUACACCCACGAGACUUGUAUUCCUACGAUGACCAGAGGCCGCCGCAUGGUGGCCGAGGACAAGCCACUCCUAGCUGGGCACCUCCAUCUGCAUACUACAGCAACGGACAACAGUAUGGUAUGCAGGCCCAGCAGUAUCUUGGUCCCGGUGGUAACCCGCACAACGUGGGUCAGAUGAGAAUGAGGCUUUCAUCUCACCCGUCUGCGUUGAGUCUCGAAGAUCGGCGCGAGGAAGAGGAUAGCAUGCCUCCUUUCUCUGACCAUCAGAUGGGGAAGUUGCAUAGUAGCAUAAGCCUUCCUCCUCGGCAGACGCGUAGACAGCUUCAGUCGGAUACCCCACCUCUACCAACGAACCACAGAAACCGCAUCGCUGUCGAGAAGGCACGUCUCCAAACAUCUGUGCAGGGCUCUGUAUCAAGUGGCUCCACAAUGAUACGCACCGAUUCAGAGGCUCCAUCUUCCGACAUGGCUCUACCCCCGACCCCUAGAGACGGCGCCUCUAUGGAAGCGCUUCGCAACCCCAACGGCACACACCUGAUCAGGCCGAGCGACUUGGGUCCGAACAGGUUUGCGAACACCACGGAGAGGACCCCUGUUCCAUACUACGAUGGAAGCGAGCAAUUCCAUACCAACGAAAUGGCAGAGCCGGAAUCCGACACUAUACCCACAGGCUUUGCGGAGGCGGCAUUGAAUAGUGAUCCUUUUUUAGGCCAACAGGCACGACCAAUGCCAAUGGUGGUCGUGUCUCCAAAGAUGACAGACAUCCCAACUGUACCGAUUUCGACAGAGGAAAUCAAGACGGCGAACCCCGAGAGCGUCGCAGACAUCGUCCCCGAGAUCGCGGAGCUCCCCGCAUCACCCGUCGUGAGGCGUAUUACGAGGAAUUUGAUCCUUCAAGGUCUAAAGGUUUCGUCGAUGGAAGAUAUCCAGUCAUCCACGACCAAAUCUCUAAACACUUUGAGAACCAGUAAAUCCGAUGAGCUUCCUAUCAAGAUGCAAUAUGCAAUCAGCGAGUGCGUCGGAACACCAUCGCACCAAGAUAAGGAGCAGAACUAUCGUAACAGUAUUCUCUCACAAACUGGAUCGAGCAUUCUAGACUCAUCGACCAUCAACUUCGCGGUCCGACAUUCGAUACCAGUUGCUACAGGCGGUGGAUUUGCGAACGAGAUAGCGCCUGGAACUGACAAGGAGCUGAGCAUACCUGCUAGUCCUGGACACAGUACUGAGGAUGGAAUGUCGGAUGUUCUGGCAGGGUAUCAGAGACCUGAUUCAAAGGCCGAGACUGAGGGUUUGCCACGAGAUGAGACGACGAAGGAGAAAGCGAAACUUUUGACCGAUAACAUGGAAACUCCGACAGACGAGGAUCUGAAGCCGUCGCCACUCGUUACAGGUUCUCGGAACAGCCAGACUCAGAGGUCGUCGGACGAGCAGUCGUUCAAGUCUUGCACAGAUAAACCGGAUGAGUCUUCAGUGCUAGUAUCGCCCGAGACUGAACAAGACCCAGAUGGAAAAUCGUUCAGGUCAGCUACCGACGUCUUGCUCGACCGACAGCCGUCUCAGAAGGGAUCAAAUGUCCACCAUCUCGCAGUGGGUAAGGUGGAUGUCAGCUCCGAGAGCGCUGCUUCGAUGCCGCCAUCUCUGCUGUCAUCAUCCAACCUUGGGACCAUGGUCAUGAAGCAGAGUAGGCCCAAGUUCGAGAUGUCUUUACCCAAACCGCCUGCUGCAAUGCUUCGCAAACAACUUCCGGUGCCAAGUCGAGAAUCAAGCUUCUCUAUCGUGACAAGCAAGCUUCGCACGGCCUCAAAACCAAGUGUCAAGCAGGGCUCAGUAUCAAUGUCGGGCUCAUCGUCUACCUUGGGACUUCCACAAGUUCCUCCGGUAGUUCCCCCGCGAGAAUCUAGCACUUCCAAAGAAGCUCAACGCGUCCAUGCCGCCGUCUCUUUCUUGAUGCGUCCGCUACCAUCUCGGUUUGCUAUAGGUCGAAAGCGCCCAGAUCAAGAUGAUAUGCUGAAGUCAGGAGAGAUGGAUCAGCCUGCGUACGAGUCGGCUCAAGAUACCGAUGGCACUCCGGCCACCAAUCGCAUAUUGCAGCCGUCGACCCCUGUAGAGGCGGUAAAGACUGCGCAGACGACACCGACCAUGCCAACUGGUGUCCCUCCUGCAAAGAUGCGAGCCAUCACCUUCGAUACCCCUGAUGUUUGUAAAUCAUACAAAGCCCGAGGCAGUAGUCCGGCCCCUGUAAUAUAUGAGAACUCGUGCAGCAACGCAUCACCUGUGGUACCAGAGCCAUCAUCUGUGUAUUCGAUACAGGACCUCCCUUCUCGUUCGCAGGAAGGAUCUUCCACAGAUGAUGGCCCAGCGACUUCAGAGACCAAUCGACGCGACAGUCAGACAACGACACAUCUCGAGUGGCAUCGCUAUGUACCCCCGCCGACAGGUGGCUGCUCCCAGCAUAUGCAGCUACGCCCACCAGGUGGCAUUGGGAGUCAUCUUAACUCGCUGGCCUUGUCUCCGUUAACGAAUAUACAAGAGGAUACGACGACCGACCUUAGACUGUCCGGGUAUAGGUAUCCUGGUCCGUCGCGCUAUCUGCCUGAUCUGAAGGAGGAGUCACACGAGGACUCGAGCCUGAAUACCAGUGCCAGCAACUUGAAGAGCUCCAGCUUCCGCUUUCCGUUCGGUAACCCCUCGGGUAUUCGGGCUUCGGGAGAGGAUCAAGCCAACUUCUCGAGGCGGUCAUCGAUGGCGUCACAGCGGCGUAGUGCGAUGGGCAGCAAUGUAGGUAGCGCCCUCGGGCAGGCACAUGGCUUGCCUUCGAUGCGCUUUAGCCGAAUGAACCUGUUUGAUGGGUUUACCGAUGAGCUCGGCCUGCGCUACUCUCGGUCGAUGGAAGAGGUGCCCAAUGUGUCGCAGAUGGUGCAGAGGCUGAGCAGGGGUAGUCCGACACGGCCUGCAUCGGCCGGCGAUGUGACAGGUAUGCGCGUAUCUCUUGCGGAGUUGGAUGCUGCUGAGCGCUCGAGGUUGUCGAUGCAGCCCACGACCAUUAUGAAUUUGUUUGCGAUGCACCGUGCGCAUUCACCGGAGCUCAUGGCGGAGAUUGAGCGCUUGACUAUACCUUCAGUGGGGGGUCUCACACAGCGCUUCUCCGAGUUUUUCCCUUCGUUGAAGGAGUACUACAAGUCGGGUGAGCCAGCCGAGUUUCCGGUUGAGGAAGAGAUUGAGAAGCACGCGUUGGAGGAGAUUCACGAUAUCCACCCGACGCAGAAGCGCUCAUCUGCUCGUUUGCGUCCCAUGCGAGGGAAUUCUCACAUGGUCAUCAUCGAUGAUGAUCUCUAUGAGGAGCUCACGAAUAAGGAGAAUGAGAAGGGAAAGGGCAAACAAGGCGGUCCCGGUGAUGGUGUUGAGAAUGGCGCUAGCGUAGCGGCCUCAAAUAUGGACAAGAGCGACGACUUGACCAACACAACAACAGCACGUCAGACGGUGCCGCUGACAGAGCUGCAAGCGCCGUCGCCAGCUGUUAUACGUCCACGCUCUCAUACAGUCGGCCCUGAAGAAUUUCGUAUCUCGGAGACCCGCCCGUGGAACAUUGACAAGAACUACCCCUGGGCUACAUCUACAAAUCCUGCCAUUGACAUUUCUCUUCCACCUCCUACUGCCACGAGGCACUCAUCUCGUCGCGGUCCUUCCCAUUUACGCAACCGGCUCUCUGAGACGUUGACCGAGAGCUCCUUCUCAACUACACAAACAGCCACGGCAUCACCGUUCGGCACACCAGCUGACAGCACCGCACAUGCUCGCCAACACCGCUUCAGUACCUUUGGCCGUGGCAGUGACCAGCCGCACGCGGUAGGAGAGCGUUACCCUACAUCUGCCCUGUCACCACCCACAGCCAUCUUCAGAGACCACCUCUCCGCCUCUGACACGUCUGACGACGAGGAAAACUACGAUACAACACGCAAAACACGUCUUUCGCUCCGCAAGCGCUUUUCAUCUACCCGCAAAGCUACGCUUGAACAGCAUUCAACGUCGCGAGCUACCGGCCGAAGCAAGACCAAUCCAUCAGACCUUGCAUCACCAGAGUCCACGACAUCAAUUGUGCAAGAUUCUGCCGGUGAAGCCCAAGCCUUUAGCUCAGCAACCGCCGCUACAAAUCGACACACCUUCCACGAGGCCGAGGGCAUGCGAGCCGUCGACUACCGCAAACAACGCAUCAUUGACCGCCUGAAGACGUGGUGGCACAAGGGCUCGCGCCUGCUCCGUCAAUUCUCGUACCGCAAGAACACAACGCACACGUCGUUUAAGGAUAUGAAGCCGACGCCUUGGGAGUACUAUCUGCUGCGUCUGGAUGAAGACGACAACGUGAUCGCAAUCUCUAUUGGACCGGUGCCGCCUGCACCACCUAAUACACCUGUUCCCACGCCUUCGCCGCCUACACCGCCGCCGUCGCCACCCAUGACUAAUGGCCAUAUUUAG
Messenger RNA from Pyrenophora tritici-repentis Pt-1C-BFP, 5136 nucleotides. The record is from RefSeq and is a predicted model, not a curated record. Lineage: Eukaryota; Fungi; Ascomycota; Dothideomycetes; Pleosporales; Pleosporaceae.